Molecule: messenger RNA, 2497 nt
Organism: Branchiostoma floridae (Florida lancelet)
Lineage: Eukaryota; Metazoa; Chordata; Leptocardii; Amphioxiformes; Branchiostomatidae
Product: homeobox protein six1b-like
Exons: 2
Coding region: 277-1275 (332 amino acids)
Biological process (GO): regulation of transcription by RNA polymerase II
Cellular component (GO): nucleus; transcription regulator complex
Molecular function (GO): RNA polymerase II cis-regulatory region sequence-specific DNA binding; DNA-binding transcription factor activity, RNA polymerase II-specific
Source: RefSeq, a predicted model, not a curated record
AGGUAACUCUACACCGCUUGCUGAGUAGUGUUAGACAUGCUCUUAUUGUCGCUGUGAGUGACAGGGUGUCCGGACACGACAAUGCCCGUCCUGUUCUCUAUUGAUGACAAAAGACGCGUGGGCCAAUCAGCGGCGCGCCCCGACCAUUCCCAGCCUUUGUAAAUACAAAACACACAUCCCGUUUCAUUAGUCCGCGUCCAGUUCAAGCCGAGACGGCGCGUACGGUGUGUGUGUGCGUGUGUUGUGCUUUCCUCGGUGUCUGUUCAACUUGAGGAGAUGGCAAACGCUGUCGAGAACGUGAACCCGAAUGUGAACCAGGGAGUGGAUAUGGGCACGGGGACUCCCGGAGUCCAGACGAGCCAGACUAUCAACGGGGGCGACACCUCCUCGACCCUGACGUUCUCUCCCGAGCAAGUCGCCUGUGUCUGCGAGGCUCUGCAGCAAGGAGGGGACAUCGAGAGAUUAGCUCGGUUCCUCUGGUCCCUGCCGCCCAACGAGUUGUUGAGAGGCAGCGAGAGCGUCCUGAAGGCCCGGGCCAUCGUGGCUUUCCACCGGGGCAGUUUCAAAGAACUCUACGCUAUUCUGGAGAGCCACAACUUCGACACGUCCAACCAUCAAAUGCUACAAGACAUGUGGUACAAGGCGCACUACAUCGAAGCACAGAAAAUCCGCGGACGUCCACUAGGAGCUGUGGACAAGUACAGACUGAGGAGAAAAUUCCCGCUCCCUCGAACCAUCUGGGACGGCGAAGAGACCGUCUACUGCUUCAAGGAGAAAGCAAGACAAGCCCUGAAGGAGAUGUACAACAACAACCGGUACCCGACUCCAGACGAGAAGCGAAACUUAGCCAAGAAGACGGGCCUCACACUCACACAAGUCAGCAACUGGUUCAAGAACAGGCGACAAAGAGACAGGACUCCAUCCAUACACAAGGGAGACGACAGACACAGUGGAUUGGACAGCGGAGAUGAAGAUCUGAAGGGUCAUCUCAACGGCGACCUCUCGCACGACCUCUCCCAGCUGACCGCACGGGUGGACAAGAUGGACAGCAGCAUAGCGACCACGCCGGUGCAUGCGCAACAACAACAGGCGCAUCUCCAACAUCACCACAGCGCGCAUGCGCACCAUAUGGUAGGCUUGGACUUUCCCGGUGACGUCGAGUCCAAGUCGUGCGUCCCGACGCCUCACGAACUGCUCGGCUCGUGCUCGGCCGUGGAAACAUCCGUACUCUGCACGCCUGUCAGUACCAUCGUCAAAGGCGAGCCUCCACAGUAAAGAGAAGAAAACAAACAAAAGAAAACAAGAUCAAAUCUCUCCACGUAUCAUUCCUAAAACUUCUCACUCUCCAAAAAUGUAUACUUCAAACACUCCAUAUUUUCUUUUCAUAACUUUGAAUUGACAUGUCAAUAGUCAUUCCGAUUUUAUUUUGUUUGAUUCUUUCUUUGUUGGCAGCAUUUCUCUCCUGCUGUCUUUUCCUCCUUUCGUCCCCAAACAUAAAUAUUGUACAUACCAUUUUAGUUAGGACGAGUUUUAUUCCUUAUGAAGUUGUGCCAAAUACUUCUUCAUGUGAGAGAUGUAAAAUGUUGUGCGUGUGCACGUGUUGUUUUGAGACCAGCAAUGCGCAUGUGUAGUAGGAUCCAAGAAUGGAUGCUCUCAAUCCAGAAGCCCCUCACAUAUAUAGCCGUUUGGUUUGUAUAUUCUAUAUGUAAUAGGAACUCUUGAUGUUAUACGUGCAGUCUUAAAAACGUAUUUUUGUUGUAUGAUAUUACGGAACCUCUAUGUCCCCUAGAUAUACUUUCUAUGAAGGUUGUUCCAGUACUUGGAGGGGGCUUGUCUCUUUUGUAUCACAGGGUUUCGUUUCACUGUUGUUUUUGCGGAGUUAGAAACACAAACACAAAGUUUUGACACCCGUAUUCGAACUUUUCUCGUUAUUUUGCCGUUCCUUGCCGUGUUUGACAUGUAAUUAUCGGCAGUUUUCCGACAACAUCAAACUUUCGCCUCUUGUGGAAAAAAAAUAGGCCAUCAGCCAAAGGCAAACAUCAUCGCCUUAUAUGGAAGUAUCCAAGAGCUGUGAUGUCGAAUGUAGUUGAAAAUUCGUCGCUGCACAUUCAUCUUAGUGACAACACCGUGCGAAUCUGUGUUCAAAUUAUGCUUCCAGUUUUCCCUAGUAUUUGCUUGUUCAGAUUGCCGAACUGUUAUCAUUGAUGUAAUAUUUGUAUACCAAAGAAUCAUGAAGUAAAACUUCAUUGUGCAGAAGCUAGUAAUUUUGGUGUGUCGCAAAUAUUUACGCACUUUCUUGCAAACACUGGUGCGGGGAAGGUGGGGAGGGGGGGCAUUGCAGACCUAACCAUUUGUCCGUCCAUUCCCCCCAUAUGUUCAGGUGCUAUCGCCUAAAGCGGAACUAAACGCACAUGAUAAAUGCUGUUCGUCCAUAACUGGAACUAGACAGGCCUCCUGUUGGUCGUUUAGAUGCAAUAAACAUCCUAUUGUAGUGCAA